AUGGCUAUGGAACAGCUGAGAAAAGGCGAUUUAUCCGCGAAGGAUAUCGUUGAAGAGUGCACAGGAAUGGAGACAGGAAACCUCUCGAGUGCUGACACGAUGACCGUUCCGAUGAACGGACACAAGGAAAUAACUACCGAUACAUCAUUGAUGUACCGUUCAGGAAAUUUUCAUCAGGUUGCCAUCCAAUCCUCGCUCUUCUCAGUCGAUAUAAAGAGUCCCGAACCGAAACGAAACCACAUCACGGGUAAAUCCAACAUGCAGUCGCGAAGCAAGCCUUAUCUCUCUGAAGAAGUAAAGCCGCCAUUUUCAUACAUCGCGCUGAUCGCAAUGGCUAUUGACAGCUCUCCGUACCGCAUGAGAACCCUGAAUGAAAUCUACGAAUUCAUCAUGAUGCAGUUUCCAUAUUUUCGGAGCAAUCAGCAGAAGUGGCAGAACUCCAUUAGACACAAUUUGUCUUUAAACGACUGUUUCAUUAAAGUUCCCCGGAGUUAUUUUGGUAAGCCAGGUAAAGGGAAUUAUUGGACCUUACAUCCAGGCUCAGGGGAUAUGUUUGGAAGCGGGAGUUUCCUACGCCGAGCUAAGAGGUUUAAGUGUCGUCCUCCACAGAAACCCAACGAGCCGGCAUUUGUGCGCAAGGUUAAUUCCAAUCAUCAUUUUAACUUGUUCGUGGACGAGUUCAGCCAGCAACUUCGAAGUUUGCACUUUCCAACCUACUGUGACCUUAACGCAAUACCUCACAGGAUCAGCCCUGGAGAAUCUUGCGCAACACCGUCUGUACAUUCGCAGCUUUCUCCAAUACAAAACAUCCAUCGCCCGACCGCGCGCUAUGCCUCGUUAGACGGUGUUCGGCGCCUUCACGCCGGUGCGUUUCAGCCCGUCCAACAAACCUCCAAAUCUCGACGAAGCGGCAGUUUUAUGAUAAGCGAACUGAUCGAGCAAAAACCUCUAGAAACGACUGAGUGAGAGGUAGAAUUAGCCUACUGGUAUUUUAAGAGAAGGACCGAAUUGAUGCGGCUCAAACUGCCCUUGCAAGCCUCUAGUUCCCUACGAACAGCAAAACCAAUGGAGAUUGAGGAACUCAGGUACUUUAAAAUGAGGCGAUAUUGCGAACAAAUUGCUUCUAUUAAACAUUAUCAAUAUUUGAUAGUCACUCAGAAGAUAUUCAGCUGUAUUCAGUUCCCAAAUCAUUUAUAUAAUUUGUCUUAAGUCUCGUUUUAGAGAUGGGAUAUUUGGAGAGCACAAAAAGCAACCGUGAUGAAUCAAAGAAGAAAAACGAUUACCUUAGGUGUUAAAAUAAUUAACUAGUUUUUUGCAGGCAUUUUUCUCAUCACUGAAUGAUACAUACAAAAUGUUUUUUGUAUUGAAACAAUUAGCAAAGAUAAUUACACAGUGAAUUUUGCUUUUUAUCCUAAUGUUUUCACCAAACUGGCAUUCAAUAGGCGCGAAGCUAUUGAUUUGUUAAAUAAUCAUUUAAAUUGCAUCUAUUCUGUUAGCCGUCAAGAGCAAACAACAUGUUUGCGGCGUUAGUACUUCGUAUUUUUCUCCAUUGUGCAGAAGUUUCUCGGUGUGUGAUGAUCGAUGCUUUUCUAACGAUUUUGCCAUG
Messenger RNA from Pocillopora meandrina, 1606 nucleotides. Lineage: Eukaryota; Metazoa; Cnidaria; Anthozoa; Scleractinia; Pocilloporidae. The record is from the annotation of a GenBank genome assembly.